Messenger RNA from Rotaria sp. Silwood1, 1743 nucleotides. NCBI's taxonomy places the organism in Eukaryota, Metazoa, Rotifera, Eurotatoria, Philodinida, Philodinidae. The record is from the annotation of a GenBank genome assembly.
AUGUUACUUUAUCGAUUACUUACUCGUCCUAAAUCAUUAAAUUAUGAUUUUUAUCGAUUAUUAUCAGUCAGAUCUAUAAUUCAACCACGUCGUCUAAUAAAAUUUACUAUUGGUACAACUCUAUUAACUGGUCUUGGUUUUAUAUCUUAUACACUCUAUGAAUCUGGUCCUGAAUGGGAAAAAAUUCGUCGAACAAGUUAUUUUUGGUCUCAUAUGCUUCCAGUUUAUAUACAUUAUCGAUAUCAACAAAUGUAUUUUAAAUUAUUUCCAACAAAAAAUUCUGAAGAAGAAGAUAAAAUAUGGUCUAAUUUACAUAAUAAAUAUUGUGAUUAUGUAUUAAAUGUUGUUCUUCAUCAACGAGGUGUUUAUAUUAAAUUAGGACAAAUAGCAUCGACUCGUCCAGAUAUUGUACCAAAACCAUAUUUAAAAAAAUUUGCUCAAUUACAAGAUGGUGUACCAGCUCAAUCCGGUGAAUAUGCUCGACAAAUGAUUGAACAAGCAUUUGAUAAACCAUUAGAAGAUAUUUUUUCUGAAUUUAAUCCAAAACCUGUUGGUGCAGCAACUAUUGGACAAGCACAUGAAGCACGUUUAAAAGGAUCAAAUAAAGAAGUUAUUAUUAAAAUACAAUAUCCUGAAGUACGAAGACUUUUUGAAUUGGAUUUUUCAACAUUAAAAAAAUUUGUUCGAUUAGCACAACCAGAACAUUUACCUUUAUUUGAUGAAUUUGAAAAAGGUUUUCAAAUUGAAUUUGAUUUUAGAAGAGAAGCAAAAGCAUUAGAUAUUAUUGGUCAUAAUAUAAUGCCACGUUUUCCUAAUGUUGUUAUUCCACGUCCUAUUCCUGGUAUGUCAACAGAAUUUGUCUUAGUUAUGGAAAAAUUAGAUGGUACAAAAUUAGUUGAUGCACUUAAAAUUGAACAAGCAAAAAUGGCUACUGAACAAGGUAAAACUUUAGAAGAAUUUGAACAAGAAAUGAUGACAAAAUAUUUAUCCGGUGAACUUUAUCGUGAAGCUAAAAAGAAAUAUACACCAUCAGCUUUUAUUAUUAAUACUUAUGCAUCAUUAAUACGUACAAUAAAUCGUAUAAAAAAUUUAUGUAUUUUCAUAUAUAAUCAUACAAUUGUACCAAUAUUAAAACGAUAUCCAAUAGAUUAUAUUGAACAAUAUGUUUUUAUAAAUCCACAUGAAAUAAUUGAUUUAUUAAAUGAAGUUCAUGCACAUGAAAUAUUAAUUGAUGGAAUUUUUAAUGGUGAUCCACAUCCAGGAAAUAUUUUUCUAUUAAAAAAUGGAAAAAUUGGUUUAAUUGAUUUUGGUCAAGUACAAGAACUUUCUCUAUCUCAUCGUCUUAAAUUAGCUAAAUUAAUUGUUUUACUUUCUGAAGGUACAAAAGAAGAAAUUGUUCAACAUUAUAUAUCAAUGGGUACACGUACACGUCAUAUGAAUCCAUAUGUUAUAGAAAAAUUAGCUCGACUUGGAUUUGAUCGUGAUGAUCCAGAAAUAUGUGAAGGAAAAAAUGCACAAUUAUUUUUUGAAGAUUUAGGAAAAUUAGAUAAAAUUAUACAAUUACCUGAUGGAUAUUUAAUGGCAGCAAGAGUUGGAUUAUUAUUAAGAGGUUUAGGUACUUGGUUACAAUUACCUCAUUCAACAGCACAAAAAUGGACACCAAUUGCAAAAAAAUUAUUAGAUACAUAUAAAGAUAUAGAUGAACAGUUCUUAAAUAGUUUUGUAUCAGUCGAUUAUUCUUAA